Molecule: messenger RNA, 579 nt
Organism: Brugia malayi
Lineage: Eukaryota; Metazoa; Nematoda; Chromadorea; Rhabditida; Onchocercidae
Product: BC023488 protein, putative
Exons: 4
Coding region: 1-579 (192 amino acids)
Biological process (GO): spliceosomal snRNP assembly
Cellular component (GO): SMN complex
Source: RefSeq, a predicted model, not a curated record
AUGUAUAGCAAUAAUGUUUGGUUUAUGGAUGAUCGACAUCUAAAGAGUUUUUGGAACUAUCACCGGGCAGCUUUACGGUGGUUUAAUGCACAUCAAGCAGCUCGUGAAUACGCGGUCAAUGGUUCAUCUGAUAUGAUUAACAUCAAUAAAACAGCACGAACCAGCAACAACGAUUCUUUAUCAGAUGAAAGACAGGGGUCAUCUUCAGGAGACAUGGGCGAAGACAUUGAUAUGAGUAGCGAAAUGGCUGCUUUUUUCAGACAAACAAUAGAGCACAGAAAACAGAGAGAUGCUGAUCGAAGCAAAGAAGCCAAGAGAUAUAAGGAAGAUAGUUGCAUCACAGAAGAUCAUUAUGUAAUGGCUGAUAAGAUUGGUGUUUAUGGCAACGAAAAACGAUCAUUUCAACUGCCUAAUGGACCUGCUGAACGACUAAAAAAGUUCGAUAAAAUGAAGGAAUUAUAUGGCAAUGAUGCUGAGAAAAUUUUGGCAAUGGAAGCACAUUUAGAUCUCCGAUUCGAACAGAAUUAUUCUCAACCUGGUGCACACUUAUGGCCAAAUAUACCCUUGAAAUUAUCAUGA